AGGAGGGGGUCGCGGGGAGCCGGGGGAGGCACACAGGUGUGUGGAGCGGGGAUACCGGCUGUAUACAGAUUAUUGCCACCAGAUGGGACAAUGACCACCAUCACUCGGCAGGAUCUGAACUUCGGGCAGGUGGUGGCGGACAUACUGUGCGAGUUCCUGGAGGUGGCCGUCCACCUGAUCCUGUACGUCAGAGAAGUCUAUCCCAUUGGGAUCUUCCAGAAGAGGAAGAAGUACAAUGUCCCAGUGCAGAUGUCUUGUCACCCUGAACUCAACCGGUACAUACAGGACACCCUGCACUGUGUGAAACCGCUCAUAGAGAAGAAUGAUGUGGAGAAGGUGGUGGUUGUGAUCCUGGAUAAAGAGCACCACCCAGUGGAGAGAUUUGUUUUUGAAAUUGCACAGCCACCUCUGUUAUCUAUCAGCUCUGACUCGCUGCUGUCUCAUGUGGAGCAGUUACUGCGGGCAUUCAUUCUCAAAAUCAGUGUUUGCGAUGCUGUCCUGGACAACAACCCUCCAGGAUGCACAUUUACUUUACUUGUACACACAAGAGAAGCAGCUACAAGGAACAUGGAGAAGAUUCAGGUUAUAAAGGAUUUCCCCUGGAUCCUGGCUGAUGAACAGGAUGUACAUAUGCAAGAGCCACGUCUCAUACCUCUCAAAACUAUGACGUCUGAUAUAUUAAAGAUGCAACUUUAUGUGGAAGAGAGAGCCCACAAGAGCACUUGACACCCAGGUGGAGACCAGAUCCGUCCCAGCUCGGUGGAUUCUCGAUGGUCACCAGGUGGUGGUGUCUGAGCCUCGUGCCUGCAGUAUUCCAGCAACCUUUGCAGAUCGGAUGUUAAGGUGACAACCAUCAUGGAGUCGGUGGUUGUGUCCAGAUUUACCGUUGCAGGAAAGACGUCUCCAGACAGAUCUGUCUCCUCCAUGGCCACUAUUUAUUGUACAUAGGUUUCUUUUUACACACAUGCUGAAUAAAUGAGAAAAUUACUG
Messenger RNA from Bufo bufo (common toad), 990 nucleotides. RefSeq names its product mitotic arrest deficient 2 like 2 (gene MAD2L2). Gene Ontology annotation, cellular component: zeta DNA polymerase complex. Bases 91 to 726 code for a protein of 211 amino acids. The record is from RefSeq and is a predicted model, not a curated record. NCBI's taxonomy places the organism in Eukaryota, Metazoa, Chordata, Amphibia, Anura, Bufonidae. The transcript has 9 exons.